AUUUAAUCCUAAUCUAAUUGCCAAAACCUUAAAUUUAUCAAACAUAAAUUCAUGAAUAUUUCUCAAAAAGCUUCCUUUGAAUCCUUAACUUUUGAAUUUCUAAACAUCAAAUUAUACUCUUGUGGCCACAUCUUUAAUAUUUUUACAUACGAAAGCUCUUUAUCCUAAUACAAACGCUCCUCCAAUGCAUAAUCCUAAAAACACCAUACUAUUAAUAAGAUCUAAAUUUUUAUUUUCUACCGAAACUUAAACAGAUCCAACUGCUAAAAAUGAUAAAAAUAAAGUGGCUGAAACUCCUAAAAUCUAAAUAAAGGCAUCAUAAUUAUCACAUGCCCAACUAAUUAAAAAAAGUCUGUCUUUAAUUCCAAAUGUAAACGAAUUCAAACUAGCUAAUUAAUAAGCAUCUCCAGUUAUAAGUGUAAAAAAGCAAAGUCCUCCAAGUACACAUGCGCUUUAAAUCAUUCCAACAACAAUCAUGCAAAUACCAAAAAUACUCCCAAGCAUAAAACCACAAAUUCCAGCUCCUGCAACUACCAGAAGAAUAGCACACAUAGCAAGAUCAACUUAAAAUUAAGAAGCAAUAAUGCCUUAUGAAUGUGAAUAAUCUCUUGCAAGUCUAUUAAUAUUUUUAACAAGAGAAUUAUUAUGUGAAGUCCAAAUAUCAGUAAUAAUUAAAAGAACAACAGAUGUUAAUUAUCCAUAUUAUAAGCACCAUAUAAUAUCUCCAAUACUUAUAUUUACAUCAAAAAUAGAGUCAGUUACUUUUGCUUUAUCUUCUCCUUUUCCUAAUUCAAUUUUUUCAUUUAUUACUAUUUAAGGUACAAAAAAUAACAUUAUGUAAAUUAUUAAAUUUACGACAAUAUAUUAUAUUCUAAUUUAAGUUGCAACGUAUGUUGUAUUAUAUGGAGUUUUUACUAAUUUUUCAACUAUUUUUACUAUCCAAGCAAUAAAACCAGUUAAUAAUACAUUCAAAGAAAAUAUAUAUAGAAUUAAAUGUAAAGCUAUAUGAUGUAAUUACUCUUUGUCUUUAUAUAUAUACAUUGUUAGAGAUAUUAAACAUGAUAUUAUGCUUUAAAUAUCAAUAGAAGUACUUAUAUUAUGUUAAAAGUUUUCGCUUAUCAUUAUACUUUAUUCAAUUGUAUUUCUUAUUGAUAUGCCUUGUGGAUUUCUUUCUUCGGAAAGGGCUUUUUCUGUAAGUUCGCUUCCUAUAGUAAUUCCCUUAAAUUAGGUAGUUCCUAUUUCUCUAUAAAAAAUGCCUGUAAUAGCUAAACCAAAAGAAAAUCCUAUAUAAUUAAAGAAUGUCUUAUUAUCA
Messenger RNA from Ichthyophthirius multifiliis, 1312 nucleotides. RefSeq lists its product as hypothetical. The transcript has a single exon. NCBI's taxonomy places the organism in Eukaryota, Ciliophora, Oligohymenophorea, Hymenostomatida. The record is from RefSeq and is a predicted model, not a curated record.